AUGCCACGAGAAGAUGUACGCGGAAUAGACCAUCGAGUUUUCUGCGAGCUCGACAAAGUCCCACAUGGCCCUUCGCUACUCCGAGCAAUUAGAAAGCACCAACGCGACGCCAAAGCCCUUGCAGAAACUCUAGCCGAGCACGAUCCAAUGAUGCUCGCAGAACAUCGAGGCAUCUCUCUCGCGCAAGACACCGAAGUAUCCUACGAAGAUGGAGCCCAGACACCUCCUCUGCAAGCCGUGGCCGAAAAAGCUUCGGCUAAGGACAUCAACGACGAUGCGAAUGAUGCGCUUUGGAUCACUGAGCUUUCCUUCCUAAUGACUACUACGGUCUUGCUCGGUUCCAUCCGACGAAAGAGACCGGCUAAGUCUCCACAUCAACCCGCCAAAUGCUACGCACCCAUAUACUUCGGCCGCGAAGCUGGUAUUCCUCGCGAGUGCGUCACACAGGGCUCAGACGCCAAAAUCAUCUUGACAAAGCGAGCCGCGAAAGUUUUCCACAAGCUGGCCAAGGAGGUUGGACUCAGCAUUGGCAGCUACAUGCCCGUGGUCAGCUAUGUUGUCCGUAAAGGGGAAUCAAGAGCAGAGGCAGGCGGCGAGCGCGAGGAGCGAGCGUGA
This is a messenger RNA of Anthostomella pinea, 615 nucleotides long. Lineage: Eukaryota; Fungi; Ascomycota; Sordariomycetes; Xylariales; Xylariaceae. The record is from the annotation of a GenBank genome assembly.